Botrytis byssoidea is the source of this 1374-nucleotide messenger RNA. RefSeq lists its product as uncharacterized. The transcript has a single exon. The record is from RefSeq and is a predicted model, not a curated record. NCBI's taxonomy places the organism in Eukaryota, Fungi, Ascomycota, Leotiomycetes, Helotiales, Sclerotiniaceae. The coding region runs from base 1 to 1374 and encodes 457 amino acids.
AUGUUGUUGGAUGGUCCCGGUGCAUCACUUUUACCCCUAUCUUUCGAGGUCAUCGAUAUUUCCAAUAUUGUGGGCUACUAUGGACAUCUCAAUAUUCUACCCGCUACAGUGCCCCUUCUUUCUAGAACUUUCAGCUCUGUUCUAUACACUGAAAGUUUGCGGAUCUCUUCUCAUGAUUUGAAGCAAAAUUUGAAGGCUGCACUCUUGAUGGAUGUCAAUCUGGCUUCGCUGUUGUUUGGGCUCACACCGUCCGGCCAAAUCAUGGGCUAUACUACCUAUAACAAUUAUAGCGAGGAUAUGACCCAACAGACAUCUUCCCGCCGCUAUCGAACACGGCUACCCUGGCGAUUUCCAUCAUUUGGAGGCCAUUACUGUUGUUCCACAUCGAGUCAGCCUAUCAAAAUCCAAGUCGAUGCAGAUGAACUCUCUCAAUUGUGCUUCGAUACAUACAUGAAGAUGUUCUCGAUUGAAAACCUCAAAAACCACAUCGCACCAGGGGUUCGACCUUUACGCAGUGAAGCGAUGAAUUGUUAUACACGAUUGAGUUUUGUCAAUAUCCUGCAGCUUAUUAAGCAAAAUACCACAACUGAUUGGGUAUCCUUCUGCACAAGUCUACAGAAGAGAAUUGCAGCUGAUACAGUCUCUCACAUUGGGGCUAAAACAGUUUUGGAAAUCUCGACGCACAUUGAUAUGUCCAAUUUUGUGCCUGGCACCAGAGGCUAUGAUACUGCAUAUCAUUCUUUUGUCGCAAUGGUGGUGCCUCGGAGCGACCUCCAAAUAUUUCUCAAGCCAGACUCUACACCUCAUCCUAUACUUCACGCUUACAUAUUCAGACCUAAUACCAACGAAGAAGAUGUUUUCUUUUCCCUGGACGCUUUCUUUGGAACUCUCAAACCACAAACAGAUCCUGAGUUGUGUGGAGAGUUCAUCGAAGAUCCACAAGGCUGGGCUGGUGAUUCCGAUUUGAUCAUUUCGUUUCCCGUGCCUGCUCAAAUAGUGAAAGGGAAGAAAUGGCAUAUCGGGCUAUGCGUUACAAUUGAUUUGAAUGGGGCAGGCUACAUGAUGGAAUUAGGACCAGAGAUGGUAGUCUCUUCGGUAUCCGGGAAGAACAAAAAACGAGUGACUGUUUCCAAGGUGCCCCCUGGAAUUCCUAAGUCCCGCUUACAACCCGCUCCAGAGAUCGCCUCUGAGCAACCAUCAAUUGAACAAUCUGAUAACUCCGAGAGCAGAAUCACCAUAGCGGCUACCAAGCUUAACGAGUCCGUUGCACUGCAGGCAACCUACCGUUUCGUAGACGGAACUGAGGAAACCAAAGCACUGCAAAAAGCUGCUCUUGUUACACUUCCGAUAUUACUCCAUGCUCUAUACUCCUAA